Molecule: messenger RNA, 2907 nt
Organism: Aureobasidium melanogenum CBS 110374
Lineage: Eukaryota; Fungi; Ascomycota; Dothideomycetes; Dothideales; Saccotheciaceae
Product: BRO1-domain-containing protein
Exons: 3
Coding region: 1-2907 (968 amino acids)
Biological process (GO): protein transport to vacuole involved in ubiquitin-dependent protein catabolic process via the multivesicular body sorting pathway
Cellular component (GO): endosome
Molecular function (GO): protein binding
Source: RefSeq, a predicted model, not a curated record
AUGAUGCAGACACCGAUGCUGUCGUGCCCGCUCAAGGCAACAAACGAGAUAGACUGGAUUGCCCCGCUCAAGCAAUACAUCCGCACCACGUACGGUGACGAUCCAGAACGCUAUGCCGAUGAAUGCGCCGCCCUCAACCGUCUGCGCCAGGACAUGCGCGGCGCUGGCAAGGACUCGGCCGCUGGAAGAGACUUGCUAUACCGCUACUAUGGCCAGCUAGAGCUAUUGGACUUGCGCUUUCCCGUUGACGAGAACCACAUCAAGAUCUCCUUCACCUGGUUCGAUGCCUUUACCCACAAACCUACCUCACAGUACUCGCUAGCCUACGAGAAGGCUUCUAUCAUCUUCAACAUCUCGGCCGUUCUCUCCUGCCAUGCCGCCCAUCAAGAUCGCAACCAGGAGACAAUGCUCAAGGUUGCUUACCACUCGUUCCAGGCUUCGGCCGGCAUGUUCACCUAUAUCAACGAGAACUUUCUACAUGCUCCCUCGACAGAUUUGAGCAGAGAUACAGUCAAGACCCUCAUUGCGAUCAUGUUGGCUCAGGGACAGGAGGUCUUCCUCGAGAAGCAAAUAGCUGAUGGCAAAAAGGUUGGCCUCAUGGCCAAACUUGCCAGUCAGGCUGCAUAUCUGUACACCCAGGCUCUUGAAGGUGUUCAAGACAACGUCGCCAAGGCCAUCUUUGAGCGUGUCUGGCUACUCCUUGUCCAGUUCAAGACACAUUACAUGACCUCUCUGGCCCACUACUACCAGGCUCUUGCAGAUGACGACGCCAACUCUCAUGGUGUUGCCAUCUCGCGCCUCGAAAUCGCCAUGACGCUCGCUCGAGAAGCCGCAAAGGUCGCAAACUCAUUCCCUUCGUCUAUCCCUGUCACCUCAAACUUGGCUGGAGACACUGCUUCCAUUCUUGCAAAUAUGGCGAAGACUCAUUUGACUGCGUGCGACGAGAAGCUGCAGCAGUUUAACAAGGACAACGACUUCAUCUACCACCAGUCCACUCCCCCCGAGGCCGCCCUUCCUGCCAUUCCCAAGCUUCCCGCCGCCAAACCUAUUCCUGUAAGCGAGCUGUACCAAGGUCAGGAUAUUCACCGUAUAGUUGGUCCCGACAUUUUCCAAAAGAUCGUUCCAAUGGCUGUUACAGAGUCUGCCAGUAUGUACGACGAGGAGAAAGCCAAGCUCGUCCGCGCAGAGAGCGAGCGUGUAGAGAUUGCCAACGAUGAGAUGGCUGCUUCUCUCGAUUACCUCAAGCUACCGAACAGUCUGAAUAUUCUCAAAGGAGGUCUAGAUCAAGACAUGACGGUUGAUUCUGACUUCCGCAAAUGGUGCGAAGACUUCGUUGGUCAUGCUCCAUUCGCUCAAGACUUUGAGCAGCUCAACUCUAGCAAAUCCAGUAUCCAUGGUAUACUCGACCAAUGCCAGAAGAGCUUGGACAUGGAAGAGAGUGUCUGUGAGAAGAUGAGAAACAAAUAUGGCGGCGAAUGGACCCAACAACCUAGCUCACGACUCACUUCGACACUCCGCAGCGAUAUUCGAAACUACCGUGGUGCUGUCGAGGAAGCGAGCAUGAGUGAUGUGCAACUCUAUAGCACUUUCAGGCAGCAUGAAUCCGACAUGGAGGAAAUGCGAUCUGCAGGCGAGACCGAUGAGGCCGAUGUACUUUACCAGCGAGCCAUGAUCAAGGUUGGUGCCGCGAGGAAGACAGGCGCAAAGAGUCCUUCAGCAGAAGGUAGCUUGAUCGAUGAUAUUGACGACGAAGACAAAGCGAGUGUGUCUGAACAGAUUGCUGCUGUUGAAGAUCUGCUGAAAAAGUUGACCUUGAUCAAGAGAGAGCGUGAGAAGGUGCUGAAGGAUUUGAAAGAAAAGGUUCACAAUGAUGACAUUUCAAGUGUCUUGAUCUUGAACAAGAAGGCCAUGUCACAGGAGAACCAACUUUUCAAAACCGAGCUCGAGAAAUUCCGACCGCAUCAACAGCGUUUACUACAAGCGCAACACAAACAGCACAGCUUAAUGAAGGAGCUCACUCGUACUUACAGCGAUCUUUUGUCGGACAAACGCGUCCGCCAAGAGCAGAACAAGUACGAAGCUUUCUCACGUCAACGUAGUACCGUAAUGUCCAAGUACAAGAAAGUGCAUCAAGCACUUCUGGACUUGCAAGCAGGCCUUGAGCGUGCCAAGAACUUCUAUUCUGAGAUGAAAGAUACCGUCGACAGUCUGUAUAAAAACGUCGAAGGAUUUGUCGGCAAUCGCAAAGCAGAAGGAAGUCAGCUGCUUAAUCAGAUCGAAAGCGGCAAGGCUUCUUCGGGCGCUAAUGGUGCAGACCGUGAGCAGCAGCGUCUCAAGGAGAUGAUGGAUCGCAUGUCCAUGAACCCUACUUCUUCGCCAAAUCAGCAACAACAACCGCAACCCCCUCCAAGACCCAUGCAACUGCAACAACAGCACUCUUACAACAACAACUACAACCCUGCAUCCUCACCACCUGUCACACCAGGAUACGGCAUGCAACCCACACCAUCGCCUUACACGCAGCAACAAAAUUACGCUCAACAAUCCCAACAGCCAAACUACCAACAACACCAGCAACCUCAACAACCUCAAGGCUACAGCUACAAUCCAAAUUCUUACGGCAUGCCCACUUCUCCACCCGCCGUCCAGAGCCAGUACUUCUCUCCUCCGCCGAACCAAAACCAAGGCCAAAGCCUGUAUGGUCAAAUAGGUCAACAACAGCAGAACAUGCUGCCCCAUGGUUAUGUGCCCCCACCCCCACCCCCUGGUCCACCGCCACAACAGCAGCAGCAACACCAACAGCAAGGAUACGGACAACAGCCUCAACAGGGCUACAGUCAGCAGCAGUAUGGGCAACAGCAGCAGGGCCAAGCUGAUCCAUGGGCUGGACUCGGUGCUUGGAAAUAG